Episyrphus balteatus (marmalade hoverfly) is the source of this 4809-nucleotide messenger RNA. It is a transcript of the gene ninaC, whose product is annotated as neither inactivation nor afterpotential protein C. Lineage: Eukaryota; Metazoa; Arthropoda; Insecta; Diptera; Syrphidae. Gene Ontology annotation, biological process: protein phosphorylation. The transcript is spliced from 18 exons. Gene Ontology annotation, cellular component: myosin complex. The record is from RefSeq and is a predicted model, not a curated record. Gene Ontology annotation, molecular function: protein kinase activity; cytoskeletal motor activity; protein binding. Bases 229 to 4809 code for a protein of 1526 amino acids.
UUGCAAUUUUCAUUUCAAUUUAGUUACUCGUAGUAUGCAGUUUAGAAACAACUGCGUUCUUAUCGUGGUCGAAAAGAAAUAUUGGCACCUGCUGUGAGUUGUGAGUGAAAAAUUGACUAUCGCAAUCCUUUCGCGGUUUGAGUUUGAGUCUUUCGUCCCGGAACGUCCUUGAGUGAUCAGUGUGAUUAAACAAAAAUUAAGUGAGUGAAAAAAAAGGACAGCAUCAUCAUGCAUAUGCCUUAUGAUCAACUCCCGGACGCAACGGAUAAGUUCCAGCUCUAUGAAGAAAUAGCAAGAGGUGUCAAUGCAAGGGUUUUUCGGGGUAAGGAACUGGCGAAUGACCGAACUGUUGCCAUCAAGAUUCAAUCCUAUGACAGUGAGCAUCAAAUUCAUAUCGAAGAAGAGUAUCGAACUUUGCGGGAUUAUUCAAGCCACAAGAAUCUUCCGGACUUUUAUGGAGCCUACAAGAUGAAGAAGACUAACGAACCAGAUGAAAUUUGGUUCAUCAUUGAAUAUUGUGAUGCUGGAACCAUUGUUAAUUUAGUGCAAAAGCUAUUGUAUUUGAAUCGGAAGCUGAAUGAGGAGCAUAUUGCUUAUAUUAUCCGGGAAGUGUGUCGAGCUGCAGUGGAAUUGCAUAGUAAUCAUAUUAUGCAUAGGGACAUCAAAGGAAGUAAUAUAUUGUUGACAAAAAAAGGAUUGGUGAAACUUUGUGAUUUUGGAUUAAGUCGGGCUGUGGAUUCGACAAUGGGAAAGCGAGGAACUUGCGUUGGAUCGCCAUGUUGGAUGGCUCCAGAACUUGUUACAUCAUUUGAUACAAAUGAACCCGAAGUAUAUGAUAGCCGUGUUGAUGUUUGGGCUCUUGGUAUUACAACGAUUGAAUUGGCCGAUGGAAAACCACCAUUUAGUGAUAUGCAUCCAACUAGAGCAAUGUUUCAAAUUGUUCGAAAUCCACCACCAACAUUAUUCAAACCAACCAAUUGGUCUCAAACUAUCAAUGAUUUUAUUAGUGAAUGUUUGGAAAAAAAUCCUGAAAAUCGUCCAAUGAUGAUGGAAAUGGUUGAACAUCCAUUUAUGACCGAACUUUUUGAUAAUGAAAGUGAUAUGCAAGAAGAAAUAAAAACACUCCUUUCAAUGGCAUCUGAAGCACCCGAACCGGAUAAAAUCGAAGAAGUUUUAGUUGAUAGGGGUUAUAUCAAAAAAUUUAAAGCUGAACCAGAAAAAAUGUAUUCCGAAGAUUUGGCAGGAAUUGAAAAUCCAAUUGAUGAAGCUGUCCUCGAUGCUGUUCAAAAUCGAUGCAAAGCUGGCAGUGGUUAUAGUUUUAUUGGAGACAUUCUUUUAUCAGUCAAUACCAAUGAUUUGCCUAAUGACUUUUCCGAAGAUUUCCAUGCAAGAUACCGUUUCAAAUCACGUUCAGAAAAUUCACCACAUAUUUUUUCGGUUGCUGAUAUUGCCUAUCAGGAUAUGAUGCAUCACAAGGAACCCCAACACAUUAUGCUUUGUGGCGAAAGUUUUUCCGGAAAAUCAACAAAUGCACGGCUUUUAAUCAAACAUCUUUGCUAUUUGGGUAAUGGCAAUAGAGGUGCAACGGAACGUGUUGAAAAUUCAACUAAAGCUGUCCAGAUGCUCAUCAAUGCUGGAACACCAAUUAAUAAUAAUUCGACAAGGUGCAUUAUGCAAUAUUUUCUUGCAUUUGGCAAUACUGGAAAGAUGAGUGGGGCUGUCUACAAUAUGUAUAUGCUAGAAAAGAUGAGGGUUUCGACCACGGAUAUGAACCAACACAACUUCCAUAUCUUCUACUACUUCUACGAUUUUAUGAAUGCCGAAGGUAAAUUAAAGGAAUAUCAUUUGCAAGAAGAACGUAAUCAUCGUUACCUCCGUAUACCACCCGAAUCGCCACCCACCAAAUUGAAAUACGUUCGCGAUGACCCAACGGGAAAUGUUGAAAAAUAUCGUGAUUUUGAGAAAAUUCUCGGUGACUUGGAUUUCAAUUACAAACAAAUCGAAACAAUUCGCAAAAUGUUGGCGGCAAUUUUGAAUAUUGGCAAUAUUCGUUUCCAGCAGAAUGGACGCCAUGCUAGUAUUGAGAAUCCUCAAGUUGUAACGAAAAUUGCUGAAUUAUUGCGUGUGGAUGAGAAGAAAUUUGUAUGGUCCUUGACUAAUUAUAUUAAAGUUAAAGGUGGUAUUGCUGAGAGAAAGCAAUAUACUUCGGAGGAGGCUAGAGAUUCACGUGAUGCUGCUGCUUCGACUAUUUAUAAUCGGUUGGUUGAUUGGAUUAUCAAUAAGAUUAAUAUGAAUAUGGCAUUCCCGAGGGCAGUUUUUGGUGAUGCCAAUACUAUAGUUAUCUAUGAUAUGUAUGGAUUUGAGUGCUUCCAUCGUAAUGGUUUUGAACAACUUAUGAUUAAUACAAUUAACGAACAAAUGCAAUAUCAUUAUAAUCAGAGGAUAUUUGUUAGUGAGAUGCUGGAACAGGAAGCUGAUGGAAUUCCGUCUAUUCAAUUGAAUUUCUAUGACAACAAGAGUGCCUUGGAUAAUUUGCUCACGAAGCCUGAUGGACUAUUUUAUAUAAUUGACGAAGCUUCUCGAACAAGUCAAGAUCAAGAUCAAAUCAUGGAUCGAGUUGCGGAGAAGAAAAGCCAAUUUGUAAAAAAACACUCCAAUACCGAAGUAGCUGUUUCACAUUAUACCGGUCGCCUACUUUACGACACAAGAGCUUUUGUCGAUAUCAAUCGGGAUUUUGUGCCUCCAGAAAUGAUUGAAGCACUGCGCUCAUCUUUGGAUGAAAAUACAGUUAUGAUGUUCACAAAUAUGCUAACAAAAUCUGGCAAUCUAACUAUGCCAUUUGAAAAUAAGGAACACAAACAGGCGGAUGGCAAACGGAGAGCUUAUGUUUUUAAUACACUCUCACUUGGGCACAUAUCACAAGUGAAUAACCUACGCACUAUGUCAGCUAACUUUAGGUACACAUGUUUGACAAUUUUAAAGACAUUAAGUCAAAGCCAAGGACUUGGCAUGCAUUUCGUGAGAUGUGUUCGAGCUGAUUUGGAUUAUGCAGUACACGGAUUCCAUCCUGAAAUGGUUCAACAGCAAUUGAAGGCAUUGGGCGUUUUGGAUACAAUUAUUGCGAGACAACAAGGCUAUUCGUGUCGUAUUUCCUUUAGUGAAUUUCUUAAACGUUACCAAUUUUUGGCUUUUGACUUUGAUGAAACUGUCGAUAUAACAAAAGAAAACUGCCGAUUGUUAUUGAUUCGUUUGAAAAUGGAAGGAUGGGCUAUUGGAAAAUCGAAAGUAUUUCUUCGUUAUUAUAAUGAUGAAUUCUUGGCGAGAUUGUAUGAAGUGCAAGUGAAAAAAAUCAUAAAGGUACAAUCUAUGAUGAGAGCUUUGAUAGCAAGAAAAAAAAUGGCCAAAGGUAUACCCCCAGGUCAAGUUGCCGGCACAGCAGGACCCAAAAUGCCAAGUGGACCGGAGGCCGAUAUUGCAGCCGCUACUAUUCAAAAAGCAUAUCGUGGCUUCCGCGAAAGGCAAAAGUAUGGACCGCUGUACAAUGAAAAGACUGGCCAAAUCAAUGAAGCAACAGCGAACUUUGUGAGGAAUUAUGCAAAAAAAUGGCGGGAAAAGUCGAUAUUCCAAGUUCUUUUGCAUUAUCGGGCAGCAAGAUUCCAGGAUCUGGUUAACCUUUCACAGCAAGUUCACAUAUACAAUCAACGAGUUGUAGCCUCACUUUCCAUAGUAAGUCGGCCAGUGCCAUUGGAAAAAGUCGAUAGACGUCAAAUCAAUGCAUCAGCUUUGGGUCCAAUGCCAAUACCAACUAAAAAGCUACCAUUUCGUUUGGAUCAAAUACCAUUUUAUGAUACAAGUUAUAUGUGUAAUCCUGUAAGUUCGGUAGCGCGUACAACGUUGCCAAAAGACUUUAUGACAAAUGAUGAUGAAGAAGCCUGGGAUAGCCCACUGCAGCGUAAUCCAUCUCUAACUACACAUUUAAUGACAUACAAUGCAUAUAAGAAGGAGCAAGCUUGCCAAACAAAUUGGGAUCGAAUCGGUGAUAGCGAUGUUGUUUAUAAUCAAUCGUUUUUGAGGGAUCCGCAUUUGAUGAAGAACCGACAUAACUAUAACUUCCAAACUAACUACCCAAAUCCACAACAGCAAUAUAAUCAAAGCUACUAUGGCAUUCCACCACCAAAUCAACUAUACAAUAAUUACCGUCAAAAUUACACAUCGACCGGCACCGGCUCCAGACGGAAUUCCCUCAAGAGCUACAAAGCUCCACCACCGCCACCACCAAUGCCACCAAUGAAUAUGAUGCGUGACGAUGCCUCCCGUAUGAAUAUGAAUCGCAAUCAAAAUUUUAAUAACUACAAUCGGCCACAGCAAUUCAUACCAUCACAAUCGGAUCCAGUGCGGGAGAUGCAGUCACUCGGCAGACGAUCAAGUAUGGAUACUUCUGAAGAUGAACCACCUUUUAACUUCAAAGCAAUGCUUCGCAAAACCAAUUACUCACGACCGGAAAACAAUAAUGUGGAAUACGAUAGUCGUACUUACAAUAGUUCGUCUCAAAAUUUCAGUACUUCCAAUAACAUGCCCAAGCUUCGACCUACUCCUGGUCCAAAAAGUUUCGCAAACACUUCGAAUACGACUUCAACAUUCAAUCGUCCUGAUGCCAAUUUCAAUCGGCCAACAAAACCUGUGUCCAGUUCGGUUGGCAAGACUCUGGAGGAAGAUAGCUCAGCUACAACUUUUAAAGAGGCUGGCGAAUAUGUGGAGGAGGAAAUCGCUCCUGGUGUUACAUUGGCGGGAUAUGCAAUUGACAUUUAA